Molecule: messenger RNA, 4680 nt
Organism: Calypte anna (Anna's hummingbird)
Lineage: Eukaryota; Metazoa; Chordata; Aves; Apodiformes; Trochilidae
Gene: GPR155
Product: G protein-coupled receptor 155
Exons: 17
Coding region: 125-2773 (882 amino acids)
Biological process (GO): intracellular signal transduction; G protein-coupled receptor signaling pathway; transmembrane transport
Cellular component (GO): membrane
Molecular function (GO): G protein-coupled receptor activity
Source: RefSeq, a predicted model, not a curated record
CCUCCAGAGCCAUAUGUACCCAUGAACAGAAGUUAUCCCAGUAAACUAGCAAGAAAUGAAAGUAGAGAUAUAAUAUUUUGAAGACUAAAGUUGCACCUACAACUCUGGGACAUACCAGUAACACAUGCUCUUGUCUCAGCCACACAAUAAACUGGAAGUCAAUGAGAUCAUUUCAUGCUCUUUUAUUUGGAAGAAGUGGUCAAAAGACAUGGAUAUCUAUUCAGACUUCAAUGCAGAGAACCUCUCAUCUUCAGCUAAUAUGUCUAUUUCUUUGUCUGGACAAAUUGGACUCAAUACCACCGGUGGUACUCCUUCUAUGUCAAUAAGCAGGCUUUUCCCAGCCCUGCUAGAAUGCUUUGGAAUAAUUCUUUGUGGCUACAUAGCUGGAAGAGCCAACAUUAUCACAUCAACUCAGGCCAGAGGACUGGGAAAUUUUGUGUCACGUUUUGCACUCCCAGCUCUACUGUUCAAAAACAUGGUGGUACUUAACUUUUCUAAUGUGAAUUGGUCCUUCCUGUACAGUAUUUUAGUUGCCAAAGCUGCUGUGUUUUUCUUAGUAUGUGUUUUAACAUUGUUGGUAGCCAGUCCUGAGAACAGAUUCAGCAAAGCAGGUUUGUUCCCUAUUUUUGCUACACAGAGCAAUGACUUUGCACUGGGAUAUCCCAUAGUUGAAGCUUUAUAUCAAACCACUUACCCAGAAUAUCUCCAGUACAUUUACCUAGUGGCUCCAAUAUCUCUUAUGAUGCUGAACCCUCUUGGGUUUAUCUUCUGUGAAAUCCAGAAGUGGAGGGAUAAUCGCACUGUGUCACAGAGCAAAAUCAAAAUAGUGGGCCUAGCACUCCUUCGAGUUUUGCAGAACCCGAUUGUGUUCAUGGUCUUCAUAGGAAUUGCCUCAAACUUUAUUCUUGGCCAGAGAAUUCCCGAAUACCUUGAAAGUUUCCUUGAUGGACUGGGCAGUUCAUUUUCUGGCUCUGCUCUUUUUUACCUUGGACUAACUAUGGUUGGACAAACAAAAAAACUGACAAAGGGUAUGUUUGUUGCACUGAUCCUUCUCAUCACAGCUAAACUACUUAUGAUGCCAUUUCUCUGUAGAGAAAUGGUGGAACUCUUGGACAGGAGUGACAGCAUAGUCAACCACACCAGUUUGUCAAACUAUGCAUUUCUUUAUGGAGUUUUUCCAGCAGCACCUGGUGUCGCAAUAUUUGCAAGUCAAUUUAAUAUGGAAGUAGGAAUUAUUACCUCAGGCAUGGUGAUAAGCACUUUUGUGUCUGCACCUAUUAUGUAUGUUUCUGCUUGGCUGUUGACCAUUCCAUCUAUGGACCCCAACCCACUGGCAUCUGCACUCCAAAACGUUAGCUUUGACAUCAGUGUUGUCAGCCUCGUUUCUCUGAUCUGGUCUCUUAUUAUUAUUCUUCUGAGUAAGAAAUACAAACAUCUUCCUCAUAUGAUUACAACAAAUCUACUUGUUGCUCAGUUUAUUGCUUGCAUUGGAAUGGUGGCAUGGAAUUUCAUUAUUAAAGAGAAAGACGUCACCAUGCAGAUCCUAGUAUUUAUAUUCCUCUACAGCUCACUUUACAGCACCUAUCUGUGGACAGGUUUUCUGUCUUUCUCUUUGUUUCUGUUGGGGAAGAGUGAAACAGUAAACAUUCCCAUUGGGUUUAUUAUCAUAGCUGGAUGGGGAGUCCCAACUCUUCUGGUGGGAAUCUUGCUAAUUGUUGGUGAACGUAGUGACACUGGUAUUGACUCUGCCUUUUUCUAUGGAAAAUAUCAGAUAAUUACCACAGCAGUGAUACUAUUCAUCAGUAUAUUGAUGUCAGGUAUCUCACUUAUGUGCAUGAACAGAACGAGGCAAGAGUCAAGCUAUGAGGUGUUGAACCCAUAUUCACCACGUAGCCAAGUGGAGGAAGUUGAAGUGGAAAAGAGUGAGGGGAAUCGAGCGUCAGCCUCUGUCCCUCAGCCUUCUGCAGGGUCUUCUGCACAGCCUUCCCCAGGUUCUCCUGCACAGCUGUCUGCAGAAAGAGGGUGCUGUUCUUGUCAAACAACAAAUGGUGAAUUAUCCUGUGCCAGAGAGAGCAAAGCAGCUACUGUUGAAAGCAAGGUUCCUCCAAUUGAGACAGCUGAUCAGUGUGUGAAUCAUUGCAGUGCUCAAACCUGUGUAUUGGCUCAGGAAGAACAGAUUCUACAGACCAGAGACAAGCAGCUGGCCAGACAUGUGCUGCUGUGCUUACUUCUUAUUGUUGGCCUGUUUGCUAAUCUUUCCAGUUGUUUAUGGUGGCUGUUCAACCAAGAGCCUGGAAGGCUGUAUGUGGAAUUGCAGUUCUUCUGUGCAGCAUUUAAUUUUGGUCAGGGCUUCAUUUGCUUUGGUAUUUUUGGCUUAGAUAAGCAUUUAAUCAUUCUACCAUUCAAGAGAAGACUUGAAUUUUUAUGGGGAGGAAGAGAAGCUGCAGGGCAUACAGAUCCCUCUGUACCCGAGGAAAUCAGGAUGACCUGUCAACAGUUUGUUCGUUAUCACAGAGAUCACUGUGUCAAAAGUAUUGUCAGAGGCAGAAGGUGUGGUGCCAAGAUCUCCACUGGCAUCUUCUUUGGCUGUGACCUGGUGAACUGGCUCAUGCAAGUUGGCCUUGCCUCUGACCGUGGUGAAGCUGUGAUGUAUGGAGACAGACUGAUGAAAGGAGGCAUCAUCCAGCACAUCACGAAUGAAUUUGAAUUCCGGGAUGAAUAUUUGUAUUACCGCUUCAUUCCCAAGAGAGCAGCGGCAGCUGAGAGCCACUGACAGCAGCACUGUAGGCAGAGGGCAGGCAGCCAGGGGUGAAUGUGACCACCUCCUCCACUGAAACUGGAAGUAUUUCUUUCUCAGGACUCUCAGAGAAUUGUUAUUCUCUCUGCUAAAGUUUAAGAGAUGUGGUUCUGCUUCUGUCUGUUCUGAAGGAAAUUAUAUUUAGUGAGCAUUCCAAGCCGAAUGCAACUUGAACAAGACAAGGUGCUCUGGAUUUAGAGCAUUUUUUCCAUUUUGAGCAAAACAAAUAGUAAAAUAAUACAUGUAACUGUGGUAUUAUAGAGCCAUUAUAAAAGCAGUUUUAGUGACUGGUGCCACAAUGAAAAAAAUACAGUGAAUGGGAGGUACUUUUCAUGUUAAGGUAUGUUUUCCAUAUUUUAGUGUGAUGAAAUACUGAUUACUGUUUAAGGUCAGGCUUCUACCUGACAUCACAGAAGUAGGUUUUCUUCUUUUGUACCCCUUUUUUACCACUCUGCUCUUGUCCAACACCAGGAACUUUUUCUAGCUGUUUACAACUCAGAUCAGGUGGUUUUCUCCCUUAAAGAUAAGUUCCUCUGUUUUUAGAAGUAGAACUGUUGUGAAGUUUAUUUCAGUAUCAGAGGAUUAAAGGUGAGGAAGUACUGAGUGGAAUAAGUAAUAGGUUUGUACAAAUUUACCAAAUCUUUGAACAUAUAUAAAAAUACCCACCACCUUGCCAAAGUAGGAAAUGAUCCAGUGUCUUGUAAACAAUUGGUUCUGAAGUGUUGCCUUAUGGUGGUAGUAACAGCUUUGUCAAGUGUAGAGUUUUUAAUCUUUUGGAAUGAGCCUUUCCAGUAUAAUUCAGAAGUGCCAGCCUCAAAUAAAGAUGUUAUUUUAUCAAAUCAAAUUUUAAAAUAUGAUUACUUUUAAAUCUUAUUAUAUAAAGAAUCCUAACUGAACAUCCAAGUUAGGGUUUACAGUACCUAAAGAUCAUAAAAUUAUAGCAUUGGUUGCCUAAGGCAGGUUUCUAAUAAGCCUCAGGUUCCCUCCUACGACCUUUAAAUAGUUACUUUGGUAUCAUUCAGAUUCCUGUGCACUGAAGGCAGAACCUGAGAAUCUGCGUGUCCUACUGCAGUAUUUUGAAACUGUUAAAAACAAACUGUGGUAUCCAAUAGCCAUUAUGCUGCCCUUUUAACCCUGCAAGAACAAAACUUGUAAGUCUAUAUAAAGAUUUUAUACAGUGUGUGAAAGGAAACCAACUAUUUAAAAAAAAUAUUUGCUCAAGCAUAUGAAUAACUCUUCUCAAUCUUUUUUUAAGUCUUUUUUUUUAGUAGAUUUUUAUUUUAGCUACUUAUGCAUCUACUUUGUAUGAAUGAUUAAAAAGUAUUUUAUCAGCAUAAACUACUAUUCAAGAAACAGCAAGUUUAUAGUAGCUGUAAGACCACUUGAGACUUACAUUGGAAAAAUAAUUCCUUUUACUGCACUUCUGCAUUAUGCACAUAACUGCAUCUUAAUGCAUAUGUAUGGCAUACAAACUGACAUACUUUAAUGUCUCCCAGCAACAAGAUAACUGACAUUUGUAUCUGCCUGUGACCACAAAGGAAAACAAAAGCAUAUUUCCCUUUCAACUACUGAUGACAGCUACACCAAAUGUUUUCGAAUAAUUAAAUAUCUGUGACUUAAAAAGAGAAGCCAUGAGUAUGUCUGCCUUCUAAAUUCUGUAACUUGUCAAUAAAUCUGCUAAUUGAUUUCAGAGUUGUGUGAUAUGUGGGGGGGCUAUGUGUGCACGUCAAAAAUUAUGAUGAAUUUUUUCGGAGUGGCUCUUGGGUUUCAGAUUUGGUGUUUUAUAAAUCUGCUGUUGAUUCUUUUAAAGUAGGCAGAUGACUUGUUAAGGGGUGUUCACACAAAGAUAUGAGUUUCUUUAACAUCCUAAGCAGAUCUUUAGA